AUGCGUGUCUACUUUAUCCUCAUCCUGGCUGUUGCCACUGUGUCGGGCGCCACCUCCGAGAUGCUGUCGUUCCAGAAUGCCAUUCAAUCCUCAGGUGGUGCCAAAAUAGAGACAAGCGCUGGGAGACUUCUCCGAGCAGAGUUGACGACAGAUGAGACGUACCCGGAAGAGAGGACCUCUUUGGCCGCUGUCGAAAAGCUAAAUGCGAAGACAAAAGAUGUACUAAAAGACAAGUGGGAUGCGGCAAACGUGAAGUAUCAGUCCCCUUUCAUCUAUAAUGACGGCAUUGGGCAAUCAAUAAUGAAGAGAAAUAUCGAUCCUGACAAGGUGUUCAAAUACCUGACGCAGCAAAAGCUUGAUCGGACGAUCGGAGAGAAUCCUCAGUAUGGACUAUGGAAGGCCUAUUUGGAACUGUGGAAGAAAAACCAUCCCAGAUGGAAAAGCAAGCUGCAGACGGUGGACUAA
Phytophthora infestans T30-4 is the source of this 465-nucleotide messenger RNA. RefSeq names its product secreted RxLR effector peptide protein, putative. The transcript has a single exon. NCBI's taxonomy places the organism in Eukaryota, Oomycota, Peronosporomycetes, Peronosporales, Peronosporaceae. The coding region runs from base 1 to 465 and encodes 154 amino acids. The record is from RefSeq and is a predicted model, not a curated record.